Molecule: messenger RNA, 5986 nt
Organism: Lepisosteus oculatus (spotted gar)
Lineage: Eukaryota; Metazoa; Chordata; Actinopteri; Semionotiformes; Lepisosteidae
Gene: msl2a
Product: MSL complex subunit 2a
Biological process (GO): protein ubiquitination
Cellular component (GO): MSL complex
Molecular function (GO): ubiquitin protein ligase activity
Source: RefSeq, a predicted model, not a curated record
AACACUUUAUUCAUUAGAAAUAUCUUCGUGUUUUAGCAUUAACAUUCAAAGAUGACUAAACAAACUGUACAUAUGUUUACCAAUGUAACAUAUACGAUCGGUAAAAUUAAUCAUUGAUCAUUUAAAACCAAACAGUAUUGGGUCCCAAGAGCUUAUAUAGUAUUCGUGGAAUACAGGGGUUUGAUGAUAAUUACAAAAAGCAGAUUGCAGGGGUAAUCUAAUCAAUUCAAUGCCUAUUUGUUUCUACUACAAGGCUUUUCCACAGUAUAUCCAUAGACCCCAGAGGUCUUCAAAGAAACCGCUCGCUGGAUCCAAAAAACGAGGAAAUUUAACCCCGAGUCCAAUGUGUUUAAAUCAGUACACUUGGGCGACGCUUCACGGCGGGUGCGUUGAUCUUCUGUUGAUCUACGAAUUAGAAAAAAAUCGGAGAGCCUGACUGAAAGAAAUAUGAAAACAUCCCUCCCGCAAAAAAAAAACCCGGUUGCAGCCCUCCGCUGACUGCGCUGUAUUUAUAAAAAUGUCUUACGUAACCAAGGGAACUAUAUUCUCGCGGGCGUUGGGGUCCGUAUUCUCGCGAGAUGUGAAACACAGCGCCCCCUCCUCCUUCUUAUAUGCGGAGAGGAAAAAAGGAGGGGAGAAACCUCCAUAGCUAUAGCAGACUGUUGAAUUAUAAAUAAAUAUUAAUAUCACACCGCCAGGAACCUUUAGUUUGGGGGGGAAAAAACGGAAGCAGGAGCUAACUGGAAACCGAAGCCAACUCGCAACCAACGCAGCUCCAGCUGGCUACAACGAAAGCAGUCGGGGAGGACGGAAAAGGAGGGAUAAAUCCAAAGAAAAGAAGAAAAAAGCGGCCUAUUUUUGUUCGGAUACCCCGGAGCCGCCGCUGCAGGACAGAGCCCCGCUGGAGGUACAUCGCAGCAAAAUCUGGCCUCCCUCGUUUUCUCGUGAGGAGAGGAGAACAGGAAGUGUGCGUGCGGACGCCUCGGCUCGCCUGCUCUCCGGGGGUAGAGAGGGGCCGGAGCGGAGCGGCCUGUUUUGUUUUCGCAGCGACACCGCCAUGAGCAGCCGAGGCGGACAAUAAACACACAUUUCGUGCUCGCCGACUUCCCUCCUCCGAGCGCCCUGAAUGCAUUGGGCCGGAGCCGUGCCGGGGGGAAGAGGACCUGCUGUUUUUUCCCCAGAAGCAAUCGCCGAGAUCAAGGAGGAGCGAGAGAGCGAAAAAGAAGCGGAGCUGGGGGUUUGGUUGGGAUUUUGGUACAGCCUGCCUGUACUACAGCUCGUAAUUGGAAGCCAGGCUUGACUCGACCGGGAAACAGAGCGCCGCCAGUGUUGUGUUGUUGAAUAAUAGCUAAUAAUAACCAGGAACAGCGCGGCUGCUAUGGAAGACAAGUGAUCCACUUUGAGGAAAUAAGACAAUCUGGAUGUUUACCCUUCCCCUCGCCUUUUGUGGAUUUUUUUAAAACAUCGUCCUCUUCGAUUUUGUGGAUGAACCGUUUUAUCUGAACAUGUUAAUUUGGGCGUACUUCGUGCCAUGGAAGAGAGGAAAGCGCUAAACGCGUCCGGUGCCGCGCUGCUGUUGUUUUAUCCACUGUUGCUGAAUGCAGACUGUUUUAUGCGAGCCUAUUGACAGCAGAAUUGGAAACUCCACCACAUUCUCCCUUCCGGCGGGGGAUGCGAAAGCCCUUUUUGGUUUUAAGCAGAACCCCCCAGAAUUGCGCCGCGCCUGAUUUUAUCCACCCAUGCUUCACUCCAGCCUCGCCUGCCCCUCGCCCUCUCUGGAAACUAGGGUUGAACGCGUCCUGCGCCGCUUUCACGGGAGCCUCAGCGGGCUGCGGUGACGGGGCCACCUUCCAGCGCGAACGGCGGAUCUGGUUGCUUGAUCAUUUUUCUCCAGAGCAGGACCUAUCUGGUGUUAAGUUGCUGCGAUGAACCCGGUGAAUGCCACCGCUCUUUACGUGUCAGCUUGUCGUUCGGUGCUGCAGUGCGAUCCGCGGGACCCACAGUCCUUCGAAGAGCUUUACAAGCUUUUGCCCUUCUUCAGACAGUCCCUUUCAUGCCUUGUUUGUGGGAACUUGCUACAAGAUCCCAUAGCUCCAACCAACUCUUCUUGCCAGCACUAUGUUUGCAAAGCCUGUAAAGGCAAAAAGAUGAUGAUGAAGCCCUCUUGCAGUUGGUGUAAGGACUAUGAACAAUUUGAAGAAAACAAGCAACUGUGCAUCCUCGUGGACUGCUAUAAGAAGCUCUGUGAGUAUAUCGUGGAGUCCCCUCUGGCUCAUCAAAUUGCCAGUGCUGUUGGAGGCUCCCCUGACGUUUUGGCGAUGUUGAAGGAGGGGUUGUCGUUAAAUGAAGGCGAGCAGGGAGAAUCUCAAGUUUCUUUGUCACUGAAUUUGUCACAUUCCCCGACGCCUUCCACCUCUGAACACCAUGACGCCACGCAGCUGGAGGCCUCCUCGGAUCUUCAGAACCGGGCCGCGGAUGCGAAGGUCAGCCCGGCUGGCAUGAACGGGCUGCACGAUUGCAAUGGGCUUACAGUGGAUGAGUUGGCAGCCAGCCUCCCUUCCCCGGAAAGUGCAUCUGCUACCAUCGAUGUGUGUAGUAGUGGGGAAGAGCUAAAAGCCGAAAGCUUUGCUGAUGAGCUGCCUGUCUGUGAGGCCUCAGAAGAACUAUGCACUGACGGCAUUGAUAUAUGUAGCUUCAGCGAAGAGAUAAAACACAGCAGCGGCCCCUUGCUUUUAAGUGUGGAGGAGGUGCUCCGGAGCCUUGAGCCAGACCCUGUCACGGAGGACUGCGCAGAUCCCUUACAUUCAAACCUGGAGACGUCAGGUAACCUCAACGGACCCUUCAGUGACUCCCGACUACCCUCGCUUCCUCUGGAUUCGGGCGUCUUUGUUCCCUGUCACCCCCAGCCUUCCUCUGGGAUCUCCUGCUCAGCAGCCACACCCAAAGCCGCCCGACUGAACCGAAAACGAUCUCGUUCCGAGAGUGACAGCGAGAAGAUCCAGCCCUUGCCCAUUUCCAGCAUCAUCCGGGGUCCGCCCUUGGCCGCAGCAGCGCCUGUGACGGUUAAACGGGAGCCCAAGGUACCAGUGCAGCCAGUGGCUACUGUGCCAAAUGGGGGAACACCCAAGGUCAGCAAAACAGUGCUGGUGUCCAGCAAGAGCAUUAAGAAAAAUCCUGACCAUGGGGCCAAGAAAGCGUAUUCCAAGGCCAAACAAGGGGUUACCAAGACCAAGGACAAAACGAAAGACCGACUCCCGACUAACAAUGUCAUGCCGGGGAGUCCCACCAAAGUUGUGUACAAGAAGCCCCAGGAAAAGAAGGGCUGCAAAUGUGGCCGGGCCACCCAAAAUCCAAGUGUUCUUACGUGCCGCGGCCAACGGUGUCCAUGCUAUUCCAACCGCAAAGCCUGCUUGGACUGCAUUUGCAGGGGCUGCCAGAACUCCUACAUGGCCAACGGUGAGAAAAAGCUAGAGGCCUUCGCUGUACCAGAGAAGGCCUUGGAGCAGACCCGGCUCACCCUGGGCAUCAACGUCACCAGUAUCGCGGUGCGGAAUGCAAGCACAAGCACCAGCGUCCUCAACGUCACAGCGGGCUCCCCCGUCACCUCGUUCCUCGCUGCCAGUCCUCACGAGGACAAAAGCUUUGAUGAGACUCUAGAGAUGAGGUUUGACUGUUGAGCUGUGUUGAGGUGCUGCUCCUUUCCGUUAGUUUUUAUAGGGAAGGAGGAGUUAGGGAGGAGUCACUACAAUACUAAGGCAGCUAUGGUUCUGUUCUAGUUCAGAUUAAACAUUAUUGCCAAAGCUCCUGCCUAUAAAUCCCUUGUAUCACAUGUGCUGUCUUACACACUGCUGCAGUUCUGAAUGAGGAGAGUAUUGUUACUGUAAGUUUAGUCCUGCUACAAGUGAUUUAUACGUCAUGAUCUUUGGCAAGAGAAACUUGACCUCAUUGUUGCGGGUCAUGCUCUGUGCAUAAUCAAAUACAAGGUUCAGGUAAUGAGAAAUGUAAAAGAAAUGGUACCUGCAGUGUAAGUACAUGGGUUGUAUUUAUAAUCUUUUGUAUACAAACUUAAUUCCAUUAAGAAACAUUUUAUGAUAUAUUUUAUAAGUUACAUUAACAACAUUUGCAGUAUUUAUUGGAUGUCAUCUAACAUAGAGUACUGUCUAUUUAGGGCAUCGUCAGGAUACCAUUUCUACAAAUGCAAGGUGGUGAAAUGCAGUAUGUACAGUUUGUCUAAAUUAUGUUGCUGUCCUGUUUGUGCUAGUUUCUGCUGUCUCAAAAGUCUUUUUUCCCCUUGGGGCAUUUUUUUUUUAAUUGUAACAUAACUGUAACAUAUUUCGUCAAAAAUGAAAGAAAAUGAAAUACUGUCAAUGUUGAUUUUAUUCUUCCCUCUUCCCACUCCUGAAUGUAAAAUGUGUUUUAUGUAGUAGCGCGCACAGCCUUGGUAACCUCCCUAAGUGAUGUGCACAGUCACUCCCCUCGUGGGUUCAGCAGUUAAGAGAUGAGCGGUGUCUUAAAUGCUAUAUUCUGCGGGCACAGAUGUAGUCUCUGCCAUUUAGAUAGGUGGGCUUCUGCCUUACCUGCACUUCAUGUCGGCAGGGACUUGGGUAUAAGCACUUAUGUGAAUAACAGGCCAAAUAACAGCAACUAUUUGGCAGACCACAGCAAUAUUUCUGGAGAACAGUAGAUGCUCCCCUAAAGCAUGUAUGCAUACACGACAUUCACAGUAAUGCUCACUUUUACAUAAUGUGACUUAUAUAUUUGCAUACAUACAGUACUAUAAAACAGAGGCUACCUUUUAUUUUGAUUGAUUUAAUCAGGCAGGACAUCACCAUGUAGAAGUGUCAGGGUAGUAUUUUCUUUGAAUUGGUGGAGGGUGGAAGUUGUCAAUGUUAGUAAUGUCCAAAAAUACACUGCUUAAUUUCUGCAUUCAGAAUCAAUGACGUUAUUUCAGUGUCUGUAACAUGAGGGCACUGAGAGGGCAGGUUUUCAGAAUUACUUCAUAAAAGCAAAUAGUUUCUAGAUCUUCAGUUCCGUUCUAUUUUGCUUUUAGUGCUCAAGUAAGUAAAGGUUGUUUAUUAAGUCCGUAGUUCUAUCAUUUCUUUUUUUCAACUUGUGUAUCCUCUCAUAAAGCAUUUCAUAUUUCCGUUUGGACAACAUCCUAACAGUAUAGAACCUGUUUGAUUUCGCACACAGCAUGCACGAUGACAGUUGUUCACCCAGUGUACAGAAUAAAGAAUGUGCAGGUAUUCUCUGACAGAUAAUAUGGCACCCUCUGUUUUGUAGUUUUACCUGGUGUCAUUUUCCUGUGAAUGUGGUCAGGUAGUGUUUUUGAAGCCAUAGGAGAAAACAAUGUGAUUUGUGUCCAGUCUGUACUUUUUUUUCUGUUUUGAUUUGCAAGAAAAGUUGGAAAAAAAAACUAUUUUUGAUAAUGAGUAAACGGUGGAAAAUGCCAUGUAGUUUUGUGUUUUUUUGUCACCUUGCACAUCUGAUUUUAAUUCCCUCCUCCCAAUACCUCAGCCAUUUUUUGUUUUUCUUUUUAAGCUGUUUUGCAUUUGUAAUGUGAUUUAUGUAUUUUGACCAAAAAGAAAGUGAGGGAAAAAACAAACAGCCCCAGUCACCAGCACUGAGUUGGUGCUUGAGAAUUACUCUUGUGUUUACGGCUCCACUGUGGUAUUAGAAAACUGGUGUAAACAGAACAGUUACAUUUCAUCAGAGUUUUUUAAUGCUAUUGUUAGGGCUCUAAACUGACCAAAAUAUAUAAAGAGUGCUACACUGUUAGACCAGGUAAUGUAGUGGUCAGUGAAAUUAGAAAAUAGUUGCUUUCUUUUCAUUUGCAAACUUUUGGUUAUUGAUUAGAGCCCUGAUUACAGUUUUGUUGUUGAUAGAUCAAGUUGCUGGAAACAAGUUUCCCUGUUAUUGCUGGUAUAUUCACUGCCACAUUUUAAAAUAUGUAAUGCAAUGAUCAAUAAAUGAUAGUUUUCUACUA